Clarias gariepinus (North African catfish) is the source of this 1558-nucleotide messenger RNA. Its product is annotated as collagenase 3-like. Gene Ontology annotation, cellular component: extracellular matrix. NCBI's taxonomy places the organism in Eukaryota, Metazoa, Chordata, Actinopteri, Siluriformes, Clariidae. Gene Ontology annotation, biological process: extracellular matrix organization; proteolysis; collagen catabolic process. The transcript is spliced from 10 exons. The coding region runs from base 8 to 1393 and encodes 461 amino acids. Gene Ontology annotation, molecular function: metalloendopeptidase activity; zinc ion binding. The record is from RefSeq and is a predicted model, not a curated record.
AAGAAAAAUGCAGACUUACUACAAGUUGUUCACCCUUGUUGCCCUGUUUUUCAGGGCUCACUCCCGCUCAGUACCAUUGCCUACUGAUGAGGAAUUUGCAAAGAAUUACUUGAGAAAACUAUACAACAUGCAAGAGGAGAGAAAGUCAUCCUUUGGACACAAGAUCAGUGAGAUGAGCUUGAAGCUGGGUGAGAUGCAGGAGUUUUUUGGGUUGAAGGUGACAGGAACUCUGGAUGCUGAAACGCUGGAGAUGAUGAAGAAGCCUCGCUGUGGGGUUCCCGAUGUGGCUGCGUACACUGCAGGGUCUUCAAGUAACAAAUGGUCCACAAACAAAUUAACUUACAGGAUUGAGAAUUACACCCCUGACAUGUCCGUGGCUGAAGUGGAUGUCUCUAUUGAGAAAGCGCUGCAAGUCUGGGCUCGUGUCACCCCUUUGAGAUUCACCCGCAUUUACAGCGGUGUUGCUGACAUCAUGAUCUCUUUUACUGUUGGAGAGCAUGGAGAUGGCUCCCCGUUUGAUGGACCUAAUGGACUCUUGGCUCAUGCCUUUGGUCCCGCUCCUGGUCUUGGUGGAGAUACCCAUUUUGAUGAGGAUGAGACCUUCACUUUCAAAUCCUCUAAUGGAUACAACUUGUUCUUGGUGGCUGCCCAUGAAUUUGGACACGCCCUUGGUCUUGACCAUUCCCGUGAUCCUGGAGCUCUUAUGAAUGGGAUAUACACCUACAGAGAUGUUGACAGCUUCGUUCUUCCUCAAGAUGAUGUCAAUCAUAUUCAGGCUCUCUAUGGUCCUAACCCUGAAUUGCCUGAUGGUCCCACACCUCCAUCCACUCCUAAUGCCUGUGAUCCAAAUCUGGUCCUGGAUGCUGUUACAACCCUGCGUGGAGAGAUGUACUUCUUCAAGGAUAGAUUUUUCUGGCGCCGCCACCCUCAGAUUCCCCAAACGGAACAAUUUCUGAUUACCUCCUUCUGGACCGAACUUCCAGAUAAUAUUGAUGCUGCUUUCGAGGAUCAAUCCGAUGACAUUGUGUACAUCUUUAAAGGCCAGAAGGUCUGGGCUCUCAAUGGUUAUGAUGUCGUGAAUCGCAAGAGUCUCAGUAGCUUCGGCUUGCCGGCUAAAGUGAAGAAAAUCACAGCUGCCCUUUAUGAUGAGAAUACUGGAAAGACAUUGUUCUUUGCUGACAAAUUAUACUACAGCUAUGACACAAACUCCAAGAAGAUGGACAAGGGUUACCCUAAGAAGGUGGAGGACAAAUUCCAGGGAAUGACAGGACAAGUUACUGCUGCUUUCCAGAACCAGGGUUUCACUUACCUCCUCAGUGGACCACGCAUUUUUGAGUUUAACGAGUCAGUGCUGAUGCGUAAGCUGAGAAACAAAGACUUCUUGCAGUGCUAGACUUUUUGUCUUUUAUAUUUAUCUGUCAUGCCAAUCCAUCAGUGGACCUGCCAAUAACACAGUAAACUAUUUAAUAAUUUAGAAUAUAAACUGUUAUUAAAUGUGUGAGUAUUUUCACAGUGUUAUUUAUUAAAAUGUACUUUCUAAAUAAAGAUUUUAUGCUUA